Messenger RNA from Aspergillus niger, 261 nucleotides. RefSeq lists its product as uncharacterized. The record is from RefSeq and is a predicted model, not a curated record. The coding region runs from base 1 to 261 and encodes 86 amino acids. Lineage: Eukaryota; Fungi; Ascomycota; Eurotiomycetes; Eurotiales; Aspergillaceae. The transcript has 4 exons.
AUGGGAACUUUUGACGUAGUGCUGCAUUGGGAAAUUCUGCCGGUGGGCGGGGAAUGGUUGUUCCGUGAUUACUACCGCGAGAAGCUUGUGGCAUCGCUUCCCAUCCGCGCAUCGAGACAGAAAGGAAUGAGGGGGGGGUCAGGGCGUAUGCGGGGAGCUGAGUAUGCAGGAUAUCAAGGAACGAAAGACAUAUAUGCAAGUGGUAUACCGAAAACAAGGUGCGAGGCCGACGGUAUCUAUAAAAGGGCCUUUGGGGUAUGA